This is a messenger RNA of Aspergillus affinis, 4746 nucleotides long. RefSeq lists its product as uncharacterized. The record is from RefSeq and is a predicted model, not a curated record. The transcript is spliced from 12 exons. Lineage: Eukaryota; Fungi; Ascomycota; Eurotiomycetes; Eurotiales; Aspergillaceae. Gene Ontology annotation, biological process: carbohydrate metabolic process. The coding region runs from base 1 to 4746 and encodes 1581 amino acids.
AUGACAUCCACCGAUGCUAUUGACGGAGGUUACGGAUGGGUCAUCGUGUUCGCAGUCUUCUGGAACAAUGCCCACGUCUGGGGAAUACUUUCCAGUUAUGGUGUCUUUCUGGAAUAUUUCACCUCCCAUUCCAUAUUCCCGCAUAGUCGAGCUCUUGCCUUUGCCUUGAUUGGAGGCUUGUCUGCUUCACAAGCUCUCGUGAUAUCGCCCUUGAUUACAACGAUUCACCGUCGCUUUGGCCUCAAGGCUACCAUAGCUCUCGGUAUCCUGUUUGAGACCGCAACUCUGUUGGGAGCAUCCUGGAGCACAGCGAUUUGGCAACUGUAUCUCAGUCAAGGUGUCUGUUUUCGGCCUGCAGUAUCUCUCGACAGCCGCCAUCAUUCCGCACUCGUUGUGAACUCGAUUUGUCUACUGCUUCUGCGUGAUCGAAGCCCAACACACAAUUCCGGAAGGCCAGGGCUGUCGAUCAAUUUCAAACUCGGAAAGAGAUAUGAGACACGGCUCUUUAUCGCCUGGGGCCUUUUUAGCGUGAUGGGGUUCAUGGUGAUUUGGUUUUCGCUGGCAACUUACGCUCGAAGCAUCGGCCUGACUGCUACUCAAGGGUCGACUGUCACUGCCGUGAUGAAUAUCGGACAGAUGUUUGGGCGUCCUGCGGUAGGCUUUUUCAGUGACGGGGUUGGCAGAUUGAAUGUUACCACUUUUGCCUCGUUUACCAGCGGCGUAUUAUGUCUGCUGUUGUGGGUUUUUGCGAAGACAUAUGCCGCCCUCACCUGUUUCGCAUUGUUUGCUGGGGUCUUGUUCGGCACAUUCUGGACGGCUGUUGGUCCUUUGGUCGCCGAGGUUGUCGGGCUAGAUGAGCUUCAGUCAUGCUUGACGAUUGCCUGGCUCGUCUGCUCUGUACCUGCAACAUUCGGAGCGGCUAUCGGACUGGAGCUUCGGACGGCCGGAGAUCCAACCGUCUCUACUCCCGUCCAGCCCCGAUCAUUCCAUCCAUCCCACUUGUCCCCUCUCCAACUACCACUAGCUGCCUGCCUCGUGGUCCCUGGACUUCUCCCUAUCCUCGGACUCUUUCCCACUGGUCGGCUGCGUCUCUUCUCAACUCAUCACAUUCACACCCCUCUUAGCCCCUCUUCGGUGGCCCUCGGAUCGCGACCGAGCGAUCUUGCCAUUCAUCGUUUCCCAGCAACUGAGAUCCUAGCUUAUUCCUCUUGCAGGAUGGCUGCCCCGAUGGACGUGCACUUGCAUGCCGGUGGAACCGACGCGGAGCCCAAGCUGGUCAACCGACUGCACCAUAGUCGAUCCCCAUAUGUCAGGGGCCACAUGGAUAAUCCUGUAGCUUGGCAGUUAUGGGAUGCCGAGUCCAUUGAUUUGGCCCGGCGACAUAACCGACUCAUCUUUCUGAGCAUCGGAUACUCGGCCUGUCACUGGUGUCAUGUUAUGGAAAAGGAAUCGUUCAUGUCGCCAGAAGUAGCGUCGAUCUUGAACGAAUCUUUUAUUCCCAUCAAGGUUGACCGUGAAGAGCGACCGGAUAUCGAUGACGUCUACAUGAAUUACGUCCAAGCAACCACCGGCUCGGGCGGCUGGCCGCUGAAUGUCUUUCUCACCCCAGACCUUGAACCGGUGUUUGGCGGCACCUACUGGCCGGGUCCCAGCUCUUCUAGCUUACCCGGAAAUGAGACUAUUGGGUUUGUCCAUAUCCUGGAUAAGCUCCGAGAAGUCUGGGAAACCCAACAGCUACGGUGUCGUGAGAGCGCAAAAGAAAUCACAAAACAGCUACGGGAGUUUGCCGAAGAAGGAACGCAUACGCACCAAGGGGACCGACCGUCGGACGAGGACUUGGACAUUGAACUUCUAGAGGAGGCUUAUCAACACUUUGUUUCGCGAUACGAUUCCAUACAUGGAGGAUUCUCCGGGUCGCCAAAAUUUCCGACACCUACGAACUUGAGCUUCCUGCUCCGCCUGGGAACUUAUCCAGCCGCCGUGUCAGAUGUUGUUGGGCAGGAGGAAUGCGAGAGGGCUACCGCGAUGGCAGUCAAUACGCUUAUCAACAUGGCGCGCGGGGGGAUCCGAGACCACAUAGGUCACGGUUUUGCACGUUACAGUGUCACGUCGAACUGGCUGUUGCCUCACUUUGAGAAAAUGCUUUACGACCAAGCUCAGCUCUUGGACGUCUAUGUGGAUGCAUUCAAAGUCACGCACAACCCCGAACUGCUGGGUGCUGUCUAUGAUUUGGCUACAUACUUGACAAGUAGUCCCAUUCAAUCGCAAACGGGCGCAUUCCACUCGUCCGAAGACGCCGACAGUCUUCCAACACCCAAUGACACGGAGAAGCGAGAAGGCGCGUUCUAUGUCUGGACCUUAAAAGAACUGACUCAGGUGCUUGGCCAGCGAGAUGCGCAGGUGUGUGCUCGCCAUUGGGGUGUUCUUCCUGACGGAAACAUUGCCCCGGAAAAUGACCCACACGACGAAUUCAUGAACCAAAAUGUAUUAUCGGUCAAAGUGACGCCUAGCAAGCUGGCUCGAGAUUUUGGACUCGGGGAGGAUGAAGUCGUGAAAAUCAUUCGAUCUGCUAAGCAGAAGCUCUGCGAAUAUCGGGAGAGAACCAGGGUGCGACCGGACCUGGACGACAAAGUCAUUGUUGCGUGGAAUGGUUUGGCCAUUGGAGCACUCGCCAAAUGCAGUGCACUUUUUGAACAGAUUGAAAGCUCCAAGGCGCUCCAAUGCCGGGAUGCUGCAAUCAAGGCAGCAAACUUCAUCAAGAACACCCUUUUCGACAAACCUACCGGGAAACUCUGGCGUGUCUACCGCGAUGGAGCGAGGGGCGACACCCCCGGAUUUGCUGACGAUUACGCCUAUCUCAUCUCUGGCUUGUUGGACUUGUACGAGACUACUUUUGAUGACAGCUACCUGCAGUUUGCCGAGCAAUUACAGAAAUUUCUGAAUCAAGAAUUCAUGGCGUAUGUCGGAUCAACGCCAGCGGGGUACUACAGCACGCCUUCCACGCCAACACCAGGCAUGCCCGGCCCUCUACUCAGAUUAAAGACAGGAACCGAGUCGGCCACACCGUCCGUGAACGGCAUCAUUGCUCGCAACUUACUGCGCCUGGCUAACCUACUUGAAGACGAGGAGUAUCGUACACUUUCGCGCCAAACGUGCCAUUCGUUUGCCGUGGAAAUUCUCCAGCAUCCGUUCCUUUUUGUCGGCUUACUGGACGCGAUCGUCGGCCUAGAAGCCGGGUCGCGCAACAUCACAGGCGUGUUCAGCACUGCUACUAUCACCACUGCACCUCAACCAUCAUCUAGUCUUCUCAGCAAAUCUGAGGAGCCGACCUCCGUACGAGAUUUACUUGUGCAAAAGAUUCGGUCAGAAGCCGGGCCCGCGUUAUCUACGUCAACGACCACGGCUUCUUUCCUUGAUAUCCGCCCGUCGCAUGUGAGCGACUUUGUCGGCAAUCCCUCCUUCUGGUUGAGGAGCCGAAACCCUCUACCGAGCCUCUCCUUCCUAAGAGCCCGCCAGCUCAACGUUCCAACGAUGAAGCCAAAGUAUGCAUUUACCGCCUCCUUCGGAAGUAUUCUGCUCGCCUCUCCGACGUGGGGAUUUUCCUGCGAUCCUCGCGAAGUAAUCACGAAAGACGUCUGUAUUCUUGGAGGCGGUGCAUCCGGAACCUUCGCAGUAGUGGAACUUCACGAUCUUGGAAAGAGCGUGGCCGUGAUUGAGGAGAAGCCCAUUCUGGGCGGCCACACCAACACCUACAUCGACUCUUUCGGCCGUGCCGUUGACUACGGGGUGGCCCAAUACCAAAACCUCGAGCAGAAGCUGGUAGACGCAAGUAUGCUCAACUCGUCGACAAGUCUGCAGGAAAGCGUCAACCGCUACCGGGAGCUUUUGGAUGAGUACGCCUAUCUCGACGAGGGUUAUAAUCUCCCGGACCCCGUCCCCGAGGAUCUUCUUCUCCCCUUUGGCGAGUUUAUCCAGAAACAUAGGAUCGAGGGAAUCCUCCCCGUGGUGUGGGUCGCCAUGGGCGAUAUCCUACAUCUGCCCGCCAUCUACGUGCUCAAACACAUCGGGCCCGGAAUGAUCGAUGCCAACUUCAUCUGGACACAGAAUUACAACCGCGAGAUCUUGGACAACGCCUUGGAUGUCCUUUGGGAAGAGGUAUUUCUCUCCACCCGGGUUUCGUCGCUCGCGCGCGAGUCCCCUUCCAACGUCAGCGUCUGCUUGGACGGGCCCCAGGGACAAAUUCUACUCCAGACCCAGAAGCUUCUGGUGUCCAUCCCACCUCAGCUCGACAACCUACGCGGCUACUACACCUCCCUGGUGCACAUUCCCGGCCUGCCCUCCAACAAAACCGCCUACAAGAACCGCCAUCCGGGGGCGGCAUAUGAUCUAGCCCCUCUACCGGCCCCCUACCGGGCCAUUGCCACCAAGAUCCCUGAUGUUUACCAGAUGGAAUACGGUGCGAACCACACGGUCUCCGAGGAAUAUGUGAAAGACGAGCUUUUGCGAUCUGCACGGCGCCUGCAAGACGCGGUGGGUGACGAAUCGGCCUCUCCUCCGGAAUUUGUGCGGCUUGAGAGCCACACACCCUUCAUAACGCACGUGUCUUCAGAGGCCAUUCGCUCGGGGUUCUAUCGGGAUCUGAAAUCCUUGCAGGGGCAGAGGAAUACGUUCUGGACGGGUCAGCCUUCCACAUUAACGAGUCGCCUCUCUUGUGGCGGUUUACGCAGGAAAUCAUUGAGAAUAUGA